AUGGAAGUUAGGAAUGAGACCACCAUCACUGAGUUUAUUCUUCUAGGACUCAGCAACAACCCUAGGAUCCAGGUAUUACUUUUUGUGCUAUUCUUGGUGAUUUACCUCUUGACCCUCUUAGGGAACUUGUUGAUGAUGCUGGUGAUCACUGUUGAUUCUCACCUCCACACACCCAUGUAUUUCUUCCUGAGACACCUCUCCUUCCUGGAUACUAUCUAUUCCUCUGUCAUUGUGCCUAAACUGCUAGAGAACCUUCUUUCUCAAUGGAAGACAAUAUCCUUUGUCGGAUGUUUCACCCAGAUGUCUCUGGUCAUAUUUGCUGGGUCCACUGAAGCUUGCCUCCUUUCUGUCAUGGCCUAUGACCGAUAUCAGGCUGUAUGCCACCCUCUCGUGUAUGUGGCAGCUAUGAACAGGAAGGUAUGUACUGGCCUGAUCAGUGCAUCCUGGGCCAUGGGAAUCAGUGCUGCAGUAGUUAAUGCUCUCUUUCUAGCUCAGCAGCACUUCUGUGGCCACAACCUCAUCCAUCAUUUUGCCUGUGAGAUUCCUCCAGUCCUCAUGAUGGUCUGCUCUGAUGCCUACACUAGCAUCAUCUCCCUCCUGAUCACCAUGGUGUUCCUGGGACUUGGCACUUUCGCCUUCUUGCUGGGUUCCUACAGCUGUAUCAUUGUCACAGCCCUGAGAGUCAACUCUGCCACAGGUCGGAGAAAGAUCUUCUAUACCUGCUCUUCUCACUUCCUUGUGAUCACCAUCUUUUACGGCUCAGGCAUAUCCAGGUACAUGAUUGCAGCAUCUGGCUCAGUCCUGGAUCAAGUGCUAUCGGUGCAGUAUAGUGUGGUGACCCCAAUGCUGAACCCCUUCAUCUAUAGCCUGAAGAACAAAGAAGUGAAGACAGCUCUGCAGAGGAUGCUGGUCAAGAAAUCAAGGCUGACCUUCUAA
Molecule: messenger RNA, 936 nt
Organism: Dipodomys spectabilis (banner-tailed kangaroo rat)
Lineage: Eukaryota; Metazoa; Chordata; Mammalia; Rodentia; Heteromyidae
Product: olfactory receptor 8S1-like
Exons: 2
Coding region: 1-936 (311 amino acids)
Biological process (GO): G protein-coupled receptor signaling pathway
Cellular component (GO): membrane
Molecular function (GO): olfactory receptor activity; G protein-coupled receptor activity
Source: RefSeq, a predicted model, not a curated record